AUCAGAUCACGUCUUCCUUCAUCAAAGUAAUCGCGCUAUUUUGAAAUACUGCUGGUGGAAUCUUUCGCUUUACAGAUACCGGUACUUUAAAGCGCAAAACAAGUUAAUAUCAUACAGCAGACGAUUGAAACUUGCGAGUCAAGUGGUUGGAUGUUGCAAGGGAUUCGUCGUGACGUGAAAUCGUUCGCAUCUUUUCAGAUUUUUGUGGCACCGAUUUAGCUCACCGAGUUUUGAGUUGGACGGGUUCUGCCGAUGAGUGAUUGAACAUAAAUUUGGACAAAUGCAACUCAGCUUGGUGACAAAGAAAGCAGCAAAGUCUUGUCGAAUUCUUCCAUAAAGAGCAGAGACAUCUGGCAAAACUGUUCACUUUGGAAAUUGUGAUUGUAUCAUUAAACCCAUUGAUGCCUUCAGCGAUGUAUUCGGGGAAUAUGUUUCCGGAAGAUUAAAUUUCUGUCGAAAUUUUGGAUCGAUUACAGCGAGUUUGACAAACAAGUAAUCAGUGGUUCUUCAUGUUUCUUGUGGCUGUCGGCAGGACAUUUUAUUUCUUGUUAGCAGAAGAAUUAACUUGGAGUGAUGCAUAUAUUGAUGUACAAACUCAAAGACUCGUCGCUCGGGCGACUGGUCGCAUUUCUCCUGGUAUUUGCACUUGUGGUACCGCUAAUAACUCAUUACUAUUUAGCAAAAGAAACAGUUCCUUCAGAGAGAAGUCGAAUUAAUUUUCAAUCAAGGACCAAGUUAGACAGACCCGUUGACAAAGCGGAUUCUUUACUUGAUAGAAUCGAUGAAUUGAAAUACGAAAUUGAAGAACAGGAGAGAAUCAAAUUGUCAUUAUCUAAUGAACUAAGACAGCUUGAGGGAAGGAAGAACGGGCUUUUAAAAGUGAUUUCUAAUUUUUCUAGAAAAGCAGAGAGCGCAAGAACUCAAGCUGAACAUUACCAUGCUGAUGUGAUUCGAGCACAAAGGGAACUGGAGCUUAUUAAGCUUGCCAAAAUACGAGCUAAUGACUGUCCACAGCUACCUCAUUUAAAACUGCCGCAAAAACUUAAUGUGGAAUCAGAGGAUGACAUUAGCCCGGUCCCAGACCAAAGAAUUUCAUCAAACUGCCAACUUAACAAUUGCUUUGAUUUUUCAAGAUGUGCUUUCAAUUCUGGAUUUCCAGUCUUUGUCUAUGAGCACCCUUUGGGUUAUUUUACUUCAGACUCUAGAGCCAUAGAUAUUUUGCAGUUGUUGAAAAACACUCCAUAUUACACAGCUAAACCAGAGAAAGCCUGUUUGUACAUAGUGAUUAUUGGAUCAACAGAACCUACUCAUCAUCCGAAAAGUAAGAGCGAACUUGAAACAGAUUUACACUCACUGCCUUACUGGAAAGGAAAUGGCAAAAAUCACUUGCUUUUACACCUAAAAACAGACAGAAGACAUUUUACUAGUAUUUUAUCCCUUAACAUAAAUACAGGCUUUGCCUUGGUUGCUCAAUCAACAUUUUUUAAAGACAAUACUUAUCGCCAUGGCUUUGACACUGUGUUACCACCAUCGAUUGGACCCCUCAAGGGAGACGUGUGGCAUCUUGCUGCUUUACAGCUACCAGCAAGAAGGAAAUAUUUGCUGAGUUUUCAAGCGGAACAUGCUGAUCAUCUUACCGAAACGAUGGCCAUUCUACGUGAUCAACUUAACGAUAUAUCCAGAGAGGCUGGAGACUUCUUAAUUGAGCUUUAUCUAUCAAAAUUGGAAUAUUUAAAGGGAACUAGUGAAUGGUUGUUAUGGGCAAGCCCUGAAAACAGAACAAAGGUUCUUAGACAAUCAACUUUUACCUUAAUAGUAGGAUCAAACAGUGCCAGCUCCAGCUGGGACAGUUGUCAUAUCCGGCUGCUUGAGGCAUUACAAUCUGGAGCUAUCCCAGUGAUAUUAUCAAGCAAAGCCAUUCUUCCUUUUAAUGAUGUGAUUGAUUGGAGGAAAGCUGCAAUCAUUCUAUCACAAGCUCGGCUCCCUGAAUUGAACGUGUUACUCAGAACAAUUACAACUGAAGAUAUUCUUGACUUGCGUCGACAAGGCAGAUUCCUUUGGGAGACAUACCUUUCAACUACUGAUGUUAUUUUGAAAACUGUGCUAGCUACUAUGAGAACACGCUUGUCAAUUCCUGCCCAUCAUGUGUCUGCUUCUCCGACGCCAUCAGUGUUCGGUGAUUCCAAGCCCCCUGUUACAAGCUCUCCAGACCCAGAUGCCAAAAGCAGCCUUGCGCUAGAAUCUCCAACUUUCUUUCGAAAUUUAACAUCAACUGUUGUAGAUUCCUACAAUGUGUGGAAUUUUCCUCCAGGUUCUUUCAGAAUGUUUCCAAGCAUGCCGUUUACUCCUGUUUUACCUUCUUCAGCGCCAUUCAAGAAUUCCAGCAAACGAUUCGAACUCAUCGGGGAUGGAAUGGGCGGAGCAGGAGCAGAGUUUAAGAAGGCUUUGGGUGGUAAUUACCCAGUGGAACAGUUCACUAUUGUCAUUUUGACGUACAAGAGAGAACUGGUGCUUAUGGAAACCAUUAAGCGUCUUGUCGGGUUACAAUACCUUAAUAAAGUUGUUGUGGUAUGGAACAGUCCAGAGCCACCUUCUUUGUCGCUUAAAUGGCCUGACAUUGGGGUGCCAGUUCAUGUAAGUGAAAUAAUUAUGUUAUCUUACCAACUUAUCUGUACCAACAGGUAACGCAUUAGAGCAUGA
Molecule: messenger RNA, 2700 nt
Organism: Orbicella faveolata
Lineage: Eukaryota; Metazoa; Cnidaria; Anthozoa; Scleractinia; Merulinidae
Product: exostosin-3-like
Source: RefSeq, a predicted model, not a curated record